Molecule: messenger RNA, 210 nt
Organism: Ilex paraguariensis (yerba mate)
Lineage: Eukaryota; Viridiplantae; Streptophyta; Magnoliopsida; Aquifoliales; Aquifoliaceae
Source: the annotation of a GenBank genome assembly
AUGUCUCUCACAGCUUUGAUGUUCCGGUCACUGGUGAGGUUUCUGUCAUCUUUUGUGGAUGAACCAGCAGUUUCUAUAGCAACCAUACUGCACUACAGUGAUCUUCUUCCUCAAAACACCAUCUUAGAGACAUUGGUUGAAGACGCUUUGCUCCAUCCAGAGAACUAUCUGUUCCAUUUCGUCAUCAACUUGUUGAAAUGUUUUUGGUAG